GGAAGGGAAGGGAAACGUUAAAUAGGCAGUGCGAGAGAAGAAGCCUUCAAGAUAGUAGUGAAACGGGCAUCGUUAAACGUGAAACUGUGAGAAGUCUUAAAAAGAUGGAACGUUGGUCAGGUAAAGUUGCAUUAGUGACAGGAGCAAGUACUGGGAUUGGUGCUAAAAUUGCCGAAGAAUUGGCACGAUAUAAUCUCAAGGUCGUUGCCAUUGCAAGAAGACUACACAAGUUGGAGGAAUUAAAAGCGAAAGUGGAAUCAUUAAAUUUACCGGGCACGAUUUAUCCUAUGAAAUGUGAUCUCAGGAAUGAAGAAGAAAUUUUAAAUGUUUUUAAAUAUAUUCAAAAGGAACACGAUGAAGUUAAUAUUCUUAUUAACAAUGCCGGUGUCAUUUUUCAUGAAAAAAUCAUUGAUGGCAAAACAGAAAACUUUCAUAAUAUUAUGGACGUUAAUGUGAUCGCAAUUGCUAUUUGCACAAGAGAAGCUGUUAAAUUAAUGUCUAAAUCCAAAAAUCAAGGACACAUUAUUAAUAUUAACAGCGUUUCUGGCCAUAAUGCACAAAACAUAAAAUUGCCAUUCAGUUUAUAUCCAUGCAGUAAAUAUGCUUUAAGGGCAAUGUGCGAUAGUGUUCGUAAUGAAAUUCAGAAUGAUAAAUUAAGCAUUAAAAUUUCGAAUAUCAGCCCUAGUAUUGUGAACACUGAUAUGGUUAAAGUUUUCAAUUUGAAACCAGAAAUUUUGGACAAAAUAGAAAUGUUAUCAAUAAAGAAUAUUACCGAUGGAAUUAUUUAUGUAUUAGCCAGUCCAAUUAAUGUUGAAAUUAAUGAAUUAGGAAUCAAAUCUGUGCACGGAAUAUUACCUGAAAAAAUUUAAUAUUAAGUUAGGUAAAAAUACAUAUAUUAGAAA
Molecule: messenger RNA, 902 nt
Organism: Polistes dominula (European paper wasp)
Lineage: Eukaryota; Metazoa; Arthropoda; Insecta; Hymenoptera; Vespidae
Product: dehydrogenase/reductase SDR family member 11
Source: RefSeq, a predicted model, not a curated record